UCCGAGCGGUUGUGUCGGGCGCUCGAGUGAGCUUCCGUGUGACAUGUGAUAGUUGCUGUGGCCACGGCGGCGUAAGAUGACAGUGACCAACUUUGGCAUGAUGCGGCCAUGCUUCACUGGAUACCCCUUCCAAGGUCAGGGCCGCGUGAACCAGCUGGGUGGCGUGUUCAUCAACGGCCGUCCUCUGCCCAACCACAUUCGCCUCAAGAUCGUGGAGAUGGCGGCCGCGGGGGUGCGUCCCUGCGUCAUCUCGAGGCAGCUGCGCGUGUCGCACGGCUGCGUCUCCAAGAUCCUGAAUCGGUACCAAGAGACGGGCAGCAUCCGGCCCGGGGUCAUCGGCGGCAGCAAGCCGAGGGUCGCGACCCCAGAGGUUGAACACCGCAUUGAGGAGUACAAGAAGGAGAACCCGGGGAUCUUCAGCUGGGAGAUCAGGGACAGGCUCAUCAAGGACGGGCUCUGCGAUCGCAGCAACGCGCCCUCCGUGAGCGCCAUCUCGCGGUUGCUGCGGGGUCGGGACGGCGAUGACGACAAGAAGCUGAGUGACGGCAAGACGAGCGAAGGGUCGGACUGCGAGUCGGAGCCGGGGAUUCCCCUGAAGCGAAAACAGCGUCGGAGCCGUACGACGUUCACGGCUCAGCAGCUGGACGAGCUGGAGAAGGCGUUCGAGCGCACGCAGUAUCCGGACAUCUACACGAGGGAGGAGCUGGCGCAGCGGACGAAGCUCACGGAGGCCAGGAUACAAGUGUGGUUCAGCAACCGACGCGCGCGUCUCCGCAAGCAGCUGUCCAGCAGC
This is a messenger RNA of Zootermopsis nevadensis, 793 nucleotides long. RefSeq names its product protein gooseberry-like. The record is from RefSeq and is a predicted model, not a curated record. Gene Ontology annotation, biological process: anatomical structure development; regulation of transcription by RNA polymerase II. Gene Ontology annotation, molecular function: DNA-binding transcription factor activity, RNA polymerase II-specific; RNA polymerase II cis-regulatory region sequence-specific DNA binding. NCBI's taxonomy places the organism in Eukaryota, Metazoa, Arthropoda, Insecta, Blattodea, Termopsidae.